Triticum dicoccoides is the source of this 1721-nucleotide messenger RNA. RefSeq lists its product as uncharacterized. NCBI's taxonomy places the organism in Eukaryota, Viridiplantae, Streptophyta, Magnoliopsida, Poales, Poaceae. The coding region runs from base 18 to 1721 and encodes 567 amino acids. The transcript is spliced from 4 exons. The record is from RefSeq and is a predicted model, not a curated record.
ACCCAUCCCUCAUAAGGAUGGAGUCGAGACUCAGGAAGGAGAUGAUGGAGAGGGAUUCCAGCAAGGGGACGACCGAGAUCGAGUCCGGCAAAGAGCAGGAGAUGGUGGGCAAACUCAGCAAGGAGCACCAGAGACUCAGCAAGGUUCGGUACCAACUCAACAAGAGGUGCCAGUCCACCAAGGACCCGGCGACGCAAAGGAUACUCUUGACUCAGCAGGAGAUACUCUGGACCAAGGAGCAAGCACUCCUCACGGUGAUGAGGCAGUCGGGGAUGGAGAUUGAGAGGGAUCCCGAUUCCGAUUCCGGCAAUGAGAUUGGCACAGAUUCUCCCCUCAUAAGCAUGGAGUCGGGACUCGACAAGGCGACGGAGAAAGACGCCAGUGGCAAGGAGAUGGGUCAGAUGGCCAAUGGCUUGGUUGUUGCUCUUUCUAGCCACCUUGAGGUGCUUUGGAGGGAGAUCUCAUUCCUCAGGACAGAGGUCACGUCCCGGGGCAAUGGCUCUAGUCAAGAGCACAUCAUCAGGUCUAAUCUGCCCCUCGAUGACAAUCUACUCAAGAACAAGGUGAAUCUGCCAUACCUAGGUUGUGAGCCUGAGGAUGUAAUGGAUUUCCUGCUCAUCGAGACGCAGCAGUUGCUCUACCGCUUCAACUCUUUCGUACCCAUUCUACAAAAAUUCAGAAUCCCCAUAUCUUCGGACAAGAUUGAGAAGCUGCGUCUCAUAUUCAAUGCGCUUGUGGGCAUCUCGGAGCUUAUCAAAAGGCACAAAUCUGCUGCUGCCAAGGGUCAUGGAGAUUGUUUGGACCGUGCCGGCUGGGAUGCUACGUGGGGAUGCUCGACGAGAACACAUGGUGCCUUUGACGACAUAACGACAUUGAGCCCUAUGCAGUUCACGGCUUGCACUCCUGGAAUUUUCCCAUUAUCGUCCGUGGCAGGCCCUGCCUUGCAGAUCUAUUCAAUCAAGCUCGUUAAUCUUAACCGUAAUCUGAGUUGGCCACUUGAUGUCUACGGCGUGGUCGCUGCACGGGACGAUUUUGACCACAACCUCAACAUUCUCUUCCGCCGGUCAAGUGCAAACUGCCAAAGAAUUAAGAAAGAGGACCCUUUCUUGCACUUGAUUGGCCCGUCUCGUGCAAUUGUGGCUGGUGAACCUGUUUUGUUUCAAAUUGACCUGAAAUUGAAGCAUGGAGCACAGUUUGAACAUACAACAUCUUUCAUUGCCAACCAAAGUUACUGCUCCAUCAUGCGGUGUGACACCAUGCAGAUCAGCAACUGCUGUUGUACAGCAAAGAUAAGAAUUGGGCGAGUUGCUGCAGCAAUCGAGGCCACAAUAGUUGGUGUUCGUGUGGUUGAAGGGGAGUGGCCUUUUAAAUAUGGAUGUAACGUUUCUUGCUUGUUUUCUCCUGCUGAUGCAACGGAGGGAUGCGCGGAGGAAGUCGUCUUGCUUGACUGCCGCGCUAAAAGGAUGCGUGCGGGAUCAGAUGGCUAUCUUUCUUUGUCAAGAAAUGUUGUGUCAGUGGCGUUGAAGGGCACACUUCGAGUUGUCACAGGAGCAUACUCAAAGUCCGGACUCAAUAUUGUUCGAAAAUAUCAUGUCGAAUUUCCUAUCCAGCAGUCUCAGACAGAUAGUUGUAGAUGCUCAGUUGACGGCUCCACAUUGGAGAUACUGAUUGCUUGGUCUCGCCUUGUCAUGGACAAGCAUGAUCACGUCGAAGCGGGGUGA